This is a messenger RNA of Vicia villosa (hairy vetch), 1965 nucleotides long. RefSeq lists its product as uncharacterized. The record is from RefSeq and is a predicted model, not a curated record. The coding region runs from base 1 to 1965 and encodes 654 amino acids. Lineage: Eukaryota; Viridiplantae; Streptophyta; Magnoliopsida; Fabales; Fabaceae. The transcript is spliced from 5 exons.
AUGGCUAGAAAGAGAAGGAAGAUAAUAUUGGAUAACAGAAAAAGAUUGAGAAAUUUCUUCAAUACUGAAAAUAGUGGGGUUCAAAUUUCAAAUAACAUUGUUAGUCAAAGUCAGAACAUCGAUCAUUCAUCUACCUCAAAUCAUAAUAUGUCAGUUGGGUCUCAUUAUCAGGACAAUGAUGACUCCAACUCUGACAAUAAUUUAAAUUCUUCUAAUAGUUCUGACUCUGAGGAGGAUUCAGUGUCAGCACAAUUACAGGAGGCCCAUCUUCAAGAAUAUUACGAUAUUGGAGACCAAAAUUAUGAAUGUGCACACUGCCAAGCAUGUAUGUGGUACCAAGAAAAAGUGAAUAGACACAAAAUUACAGCAAUUCCUCGGUUUCAUCGUUGCUUCCGUGGAGGAAAAAUUGUUCUCCAGUUCCUUGAGCAACCUCCACAGGUGUUGCAAGAUCUUCUAUUUAAUAAAACAUAUUCAGACAGUAAAAACAACCAGGCUAACAUACGAACAUACAACGCAAUGUUCUCAUUCACCUCCCCCAGAAUGAAAUUCGACACAACAUACUCUAAAAGAGGAGGGCCCCCUACUUUGAGACUACAGGGUCAGACCUGUCAUCGAAUUGGUACACUACUACCAGAAACCGGAAAAGCUCUGCAAUAUGCUCAAUUAUAUAUCUACGACACGGACAAUGAAGUUGAACACAGAAUAAAAUGUUUCAAGGACAACAAAGGCAUCGAGCGACCCGUUGUCAAUAAGCUCAAGCUAAUGUUAGAUGAGCACAAUGUUCAUGCCAAAGCUUUUAGAAUGGCAAGGGAUGUUUUUAGAACAAAUUCUUUCACAGAUUUAAAACCCAGACUUAUUUCUGAUAGAUCCGAAGAUGGCCGUGUUUACAACAAACCUACUGUCUUAGAAGUGGCUGCACUCAUUGUGGGAGACAUUGAUUCUGCUGAUAAAAGGGACAUCUUAAUUCAGCGCCGCAAUGGUGGUUUGCAACGAAUAGAUGAGUUUCACCCAGCAUAUUUGGCAUAUCAGUAUCCUCUUAUAUUUCCUUAUGGGGAAGAUGGUUACAGGAAAAAUAUAAUGCACAAAUAUCGCCAUGAAACUGAGGUCACUAGGAAAAACCGUCAGAGCAUUAAGGAUUGGUUUUCUUACCGGUUACAACAACGUCACAAAGAGGCAAAAACACUACUUUACUCAAGACGUAUAUUUCAACAAUUCUUAGUCGACGGUUAUGCUAUGAUGGAAUCCGAACGACUGAAUUGGUUGAGGGAUAAUCAAUCGAAGUUAAGAGUGGGCAAAUAUAAUAAUUUGACCACUCAAACUGAUGGCGAUAGAAGAAAUGAACACCAAAAGCGAGGGAAACGAGUUCUUUUGCCAUCAACAUUUGUUGGUAGCAAGAUAUAUAUGGAUCAACUAUAUUUUGACGAUAUGGCCAUUUCAAGUCGAUUGGGAUUCCCUGAUUUAUUUGUUACCUGCAACCCAAAUUGGCCUGAAAUUAAAAGAGCAUUGUCAGGAACAAGACUACAACCCCAUGAUAGGCCAUAUAUCAUUUCAAAAGUUUUCAAAAUAAAGUUUGAUACCCUCAUGGAUGAUAUUACAAAACACCAUGUCGUCGGAAAAGUUAUUGCAUAUAUGUACACCAUUGAAUUCCAAAAGCGUGGAUUGCCACAUGCACUCAUAUUGAUAUUCCUACACCCUCAGAGCAAAUACCCAACACCAUCUGACAUAGACAACAUCAUUUCUGCUGAAAUUCCCGACCCGACUGUUCAUCCCAAUUUAUACAAGUAUGUCUCCCCCAGUGAAGCAUGCUGGUGCAUUUACUCUUACAAUAUUCAUGGCAGAAAACCGGCUGUGGAACGUAUGUUCUACCAUUUGGUUGGGGAGAAACCUAUCUACUAUACAGAUUAUGCACGCAUGGAAAAUGUGCUGGAAACUGCAAGUGUGACUGAAUCAAUGUUUACUACAUGA